UUUCCUUUUUUUUUUCACAUGAUUACUUUUUUUUUUUUUUGGGUAAACUUUCACAUGAUUACUUUUUUACUUUUUUUUUUUUGUUGUAAACUUUCACAUGAUUACUUUAUUUAUGCGGAGUGAGAUGGAGCUGGCCUCCACAGAGUAAUGACAGCACACCAACCACUCACUGCACUUUAUUAAUUGACUUGAUUGACUUGGAAUAGUCGUAUGAGCUGGACAGAAGAGGGGCAACAAACCAUUCUGCAUUUCUUCUUCAUUCUUUUUCCACUUAGUGUCAACAGAUUGCGGACGCCGAAAAAAUGGCUGACGGAAUCAUUUCCAUGGUACUGGAUCGGCUGGUUUCAACAGUUUACGAGUACGUUGACGGAGAGGUGAAACUUGUUUUGAACGCCAAGGAAGAUGUUGAAGAAUUUGCUGGCAAUCUCAGAGCUAUUCAAGCCGUUCUGGAAGAUGCAGAGCAAAGGCAAGUCAAGGACGCCAGCGUGAGGAACUGGUUGGAUCAGCUCAAAGACAUAUCCUUGCAGAUGGUGGACGUGCUGGACGAGUGGAACACUGACAUGCUGAGACAACAGGUUGAGAAGCAAGAACGAGAAGGUGAAAAUGCUCCUGUUCCCGAGAAGAAGAAGAAGAAGGUAACUUUCUCUGUCUCCCCUAGCUGCUUUUGUUUUGGCAAAGCCAAAGAGGUGAUUUUUCGCCAUGAGAUUGCGAGUAAGAUAAAAGAUUUGAACGAUAAGUUAAGUGUGAUUGAUGAGGAAAGAAGAAGGUAUGGGUUUCAACUCACAGCAAGAGGCAUUCAAGAAUUACCUGAACGGCAGAAGACUUCGUCUUUUGUCGUCUUGUCAGAGGUAUUUGGUCGAGAAAAGGAGAAAGACAAUCUGAUAACAAAGUUGUUGAGUAAUGGUAGAGAAGAUCGGAGAGAAGAUCGGAGUCGGCUUCUUACCAUCCCUGUUAUAGGGAUGGGAGGAAUGGGAAAAACAACUCUAGCCCAACUUGUUUAUAAUGAUAAAAAUGUAGAAGCCUAUUUUGAGAAGAAAGUGUGGGUUUGUGUCUCAGAUCCUUUUGAUGAGUUUAAGAUUGCCAAAGCUAUAAGCGGUGACGAUGCUUCAAGCUCGGAUGAGUUGGAUCAUGUCUUGCAACGCAUGUCAACAUCCAUCAAGGACAAAAGGUUUCUCCUUGUCCUAGAUGAUGUGUGGAUCCACGAUCGUAAAAAGUGGGAAAACUUAAGGGCAUCAUUAAUUCAAAGUGUUGCUCAUGGUAGUAGAAUAUUGGUGACCACAAGAGAACACGAUGUUGUUGAUGUGAUGAGAGCAAGGGACAAGAUCGAUAUGGAAAAGUUGAGUGAAAAAUAUUGUUUAUCAAUCUUCAAUCACAUGGCGUUUCAUGAUACAAAAGUAGAAGAGUCCAAGGCGUUUGAAGAUAUUAGUAAGAAUAUUGUGAAGAAAUGCAAGGGCUUACCUCUCGCUGCAAAAGCUUUAGGUAGUCUCAUGCGUAAUAAGAAAACACGGAGGGAAUGGUUAGAUGUCUUGAAUAGUAAGAUAUGGGAUCAAGAAGAGGUGGAGGAAGAAGUUUUUCAAUCACUUUUUCUAAGUUAUUAUGAUUUGGCCCCAGCAGUCAAAAGUUGCCUUUUGUAUUGUGCUUCUUUUCCUAAAGAUCAUGAGUUUAAGAGGGAUGAGUUGAUUAAUCUUUGGAUGGCACAAGAUUAUCUUAAUUCAAAGGCGAAUAAAGAUGAGGGAGAAUGUUAG
This is a messenger RNA of Pyrus x bretschneideri (Chinese white pear), 1745 nucleotides long. RefSeq names its product putative disease resistance protein RGA3. Gene Ontology annotation, biological process: defense response to other organism. The record is from RefSeq and is a predicted model, not a curated record. The transcript has 2 exons. NCBI's taxonomy places the organism in Eukaryota, Viridiplantae, Streptophyta, Magnoliopsida, Rosales, Rosaceae. Gene Ontology annotation, molecular function: ADP binding. Bases 303 to 1745 code for a protein of 480 amino acids.